Molecule: messenger RNA, 1525 nt
Organism: Diprion similis
Lineage: Eukaryota; Metazoa; Arthropoda; Insecta; Hymenoptera; Diprionidae
Product: protein FRA10AC1
Exons: 4
Coding region: 135-872 (245 amino acids)
Biological process (GO): dephosphorylation
Molecular function (GO): phosphatase activity
Source: RefSeq, a predicted model, not a curated record
UUACAUUAUACAGAUAAACGUAACCAAGAAUCCAUCUGACAAGUGCAGAGACUUCGAAUUUGGGUGUCAGUCUCAUUUAACGAGAUUUUUUGCGUAAUUGAAUCAUUGAAUGGAAAAACCAAAACGUCAGUAUAAUGUUUCCCGCGUACGCGAACCUCUCGGCAUAUGAUCGUCACAAGAAGUUGAUGAACGAUUAUUUUUUAACGAGAAAAGGUUCAGCCAUAACCUUAAAACGGGACACGUCGCGGGACAAAACAGACGCCGAUGUUAUUCGGGAUCAGCACAGAUUUUUAUGGGACAGCGAAGAAAACGACGUACCUGAUUCAUGGGAAACUAGACUGGCCAAAAAGUACUAUGACAAAUUGUUCAAGGAGUACUGCAUAUCCGAUUUAACCUACUACAAAAAGAACAAGGUUGCUCUCCGAUGGAGAACAGAGAACGAAGUCGUUGUAGGCAAGGGUCAGUUUCAGUGUGGAAACAAGAGGUGUGUAGAAAAGAAUGAACUCAAAACUUGGGAAGUAAAUUUCGGUUAUAUCGAGCAUGGAGAAAAGAAAAAUGCGCUUGUCAAAUUGAGACUUUGUCCGGAAUGUUCGCUCAAGUUGAAUCAUCAUAGUAAAAAACGGGAAGUGAAAAGAAGAAAGUCUGUAAAACGAUUAGAAAAAACUGUCGGGGUUCAAGAUGUUUCAUCGACGUCUACCACUGUGGUAAGGGAUGUAGUUGAAGUUAAAGUUGAAAAGGAAGAUCAAGCCGAAAAUAAAAAGGAAGAAGAAACCGUUGAGGAAUCGCAAAUUUGGAAGGACAAGCCCAUAGAUAGCAAUGAAAAAUCAAGGGAGGAAGAAUUCCAAGAGUAUUUCGACGAACUGUUCAUGUAAAAUAGAUAACACCGUAGUAAAUAACAAAAAUACACUCUUAUUUCACAGAACAAUUGUACUGUGUACUUAUUACACUGUCUAACAAAAAAGGAUUUCAUUUUACCAUCACAGUCAGGAGCGAUUGUUUCAUGAUCGGUCAGUUUUUGGAUUGCAAUUUAAACUUACAGGAUAUAAUUUGUCUAGUUUCUGACAACAAGUUAGUACAACAUAUCGUGUGUUUCAUCACUAGCUAUAUUUAAUUCCAUGUCAUACCGUUCCAGGAUUCGAAAAUUACUAGCCCGUUGAGAGUAUAAGAUAAAUUUUAUUUAUAAAAAAUUCAUAACAACGUGGUACGUUCAAUUUCUUUUAAAUAGCGCUAGAUUCUAUCUACCUGUAUGUUUAUACGUAUGCAAACAUUGUGAUUCUGGAUUUUCUACGUAUACCCCUAUGUAUAGUUCAAAUAUUUCGUGAAAAAACUAAGCUAUGUAUCUCACUUUGGAUACCGACUUUCAUUACACUGUGCUUUCCAAUUUUUUGACAUUUUUCUCCUAUUUCAGUAUUGAUUUGGUUAGUAAAAACUACUUUAGCAGCAUGCAAGCACUAUUAUUGCAGAUUUCUUUUCCCCUACCUUCCAAGUUAUUAUGUAUUACGAUGAUUACUAUAGUAUUGACUGA